AGUACAUCACAAUCACUCGUCACGAGGGAAGAUAGAACUUACCUGCGGAAGAAAAGACACAUUUUAGGCCCACCAAACAUGUUCCUCUUCGUAGCAAUCCUCGCUGUAAUUCUGAUUAUAAUCUUUGUCCUGGACUGUGAUUUUAUUCUCAAAUUCCACGAGCAGUUUGGGGCUAAACCGGAGGAAAAACUUCGCGGUAAAGUGGUUUGGAUCACAGGGGCGUCGAGUGGUAUUGGGGAAAACCUGGCUUAUGAGCUGGCAAAAUGCGGCUGUAAAUUGGUGCUGUCUGCAAGAAGAAAGGAAGAACUAGAAAGGGUAAAGGCAAAAUGCAUUGUUCUGGCAGGGGAGAAGUCACCUGCUAUUGAUGUUUUAGUUCUUGCAAUGGAUGUCACAGAUUAUAAUUCACAUAAGGACCAUGCUCAAGCUGUUAUGGAUCACUUUCAGAGGAUUGAUAUUCUGGUCAACAAUAGUGGCCGAUCCCAGCGUGGUCUUGUACUGGACACUCCUGGUGUGGAGGUUGACAAAGCAAUGAUGACUAUAAAUGUCCUUGGACAAAUUUCAUUGACCAAGGUAGUAUUACCUCACAUGAUCAAGCAGAAAACAGGACAGAUCAUUGUUACAAGCAGUGUGGCUGGCAAAGUUGGUUCUCCAGGACAAGCUACAUACAGUGCAACUAAAUAUGCUAUUCAGGGUUACUACAACACAUUACGCAUGGAGGUGAAUGAACAUGGCAUUGGUGUGACACUGGUAUGCCCUGGUCCUGUUCAAACAGAUGUUGUGGCAAAUGCCUUCACUGAAGAUGUAAACAAGCAAUUUAAAGAGAAAGCAACAGUUCAACGGGACAGUAAGAGAAUGCAACCAGCAAGAUGUGCUCACCUUAUGACUGUGGCGAUGGCUAACAAGCUUGAUGAAGUCUGGAUUUCUCCAAACCCUGUCCUGCUAUUUAUCUACAUCAGUCAGUACUGUCCUGUACUAUAUGAUUGGUUUGCCAAACGUGUAGGUAUGAAACAGGUUCGAAGGAUGCGGGAAGAAACAGAAUCAAGGAAAAAAGACUGACGGACAAAAAGCCAGCAACAAGUGAAAUUCUAAUGUAAUUAAUGAUUGUAAUUGUGCUGUGAUCUUCAAGAUUAUUAAGAUAUAAAUAAAACAAGACUGUUAGUUUUU
Pocillopora verrucosa is the source of this 1164-nucleotide messenger RNA. RefSeq names its product dehydrogenase/reductase SDR family member 7. Lineage: Eukaryota; Metazoa; Cnidaria; Anthozoa; Scleractinia; Pocilloporidae. The record is from RefSeq and is a predicted model, not a curated record. Gene Ontology annotation, molecular function: oxidoreductase activity.